CCACAUCCGUCUAGUCACAGGUUUAUUGUAACAUAGUCUAGUACAGUGUCAUAAAAGGAUAUUUUAAAUGAAUGCAACAAGCAUUUCUGUCAAUUCGAAUGAGUUACAGAGUCACGUGGAGCUGGUGUGGUUAAAAAUAGCCGGGUCAGAGGCCCUAGUUACACGGGCCAGUUUAGUUACAUUUGACACUUAAGAGCUGCUUCUGAGUCCAGAUGCUUAUUUGACAGAGACCAGCCAGACGCUUCAUCUCCGCUUACGGCAGGAGACUCUACAAUAAUGGACAAAAACGCAGAGGUGUUAGCAUGUGGUGCUUCAAUUAUGAAGGAUGUCUGGGAAAUCAGACUGAGGGAGUAUCGACAGAAACGGCAGCUGGAAGAGGAGAGGAUUCGGAAGAGCGCUCUGGAGAGAAUCAAUCAGGAUUGGAAGGGGCGCAUGUCCUCCAAAAUUAAAACCCCUAAAAGACUGGAGAAGAAAGCCAAGCUUCCUGAAGAAUCGACUCUGGAUGCGCACAAAGCUAAAAAGACGUACCUCGGCAGGCCUCAAGGCUUCCAGAGCAGUCGGAUUCAGAGGCAGGUGGAUUUGAUGAAAACCUCUAAAGCCAAUAAAUUGUCCCUAUUACGUCAGCUCAAUGAAAGCUGCCCAGGGUUGAUGGUGUGGGCGAAGUCCUGGAAGUUUUCGCAACCUUUGGCGCAACCUGAGGAAAUUCCCUGUGCGUUCGAUUGGGGGCAAUCGUGGAAGUUUCUCAAUUUUCAGCCAAGCACUGAUGGCAAACCGUGGUUUGAUGUCAAGUUCGAAGCCAAUGAGGAUACAAGCUCCAAUGGCAUGUUUCUGUGGGAGAAACUAAGCCGAGCUGUGGACUAUGAACUUCAACAAGACCCAGUCACUCCAGAAUGGGAAAAGUCUUGGAAAUUCAGUCAGAAAACAGUGUGUGAGGAAAACACAAAUAAAAGUGAUUGCAACAAAUUUUAUCAUCAAAAUGAGGAGAUCUUAUCAGACUGGAACGAGUCCUGGAAGUCAAUGAAGCCUGCAGAUGUUAAGUCUGAUUUAAUUCAAUCUACUGCUAAUAAGGAAAUCCAACCUGAAUUAUCAUGGAAUAGUUCUUGGAUGCAUUUUAAAAAGCAGCUUCAUAUUAAAUCUAAAGCUACUAAUAAUUUAGGUUGGGGUGAAUCUUGGAGAGUUGCGAAAACUGCAUCCGAAAAGGAGAUGAAAUCAAACCAGUUGCAAGCAAUGGGAGAGCUCCAUCCCGACAUCUGCAACGUAAUAAUGAAUGUGUCUAGAGAGAUGAAGCACAUGAUUCCAUGGAGCUCUCUGUUCGGUGGGAGGGAAGCACAGCUGUCCGAAUGGGAAAAAUCAUGGACGACCAUAAAAAAUCUGUCAGAGUGUAAAGAAGAGAGAAAUAAAGAGGUGGAAGUCAAGGUUGAGACAUUGAAACCAGUCGAGCAGCCAAUUGAACGUGUGAAAUUCAAUGCACUCGCUUUGCCAAAGAGCCAGAAGUGGCGAGAGAUGCUAAACUUCUCUGAGCAAGUAAAUUGGAAGGACUCUUGGAAGAUGAUGAAACGCCAGCGUAGAGAAGAAAGGGCCUUGAUGAACCGGAGACUUACACCUUCGCAAUUCCCACAAACUCUCACCACCGAAUGGAAAGAUUCUUGGAAGUUCACCAACUUAACGCUUAACCAAGACGGAGGUCUAUGGCAGCAGGGAUGGUCCACCAUUUCUCAACCCAGGCCUAUAAGAAGAGUGCGUGAAAAUGACGAUAUUCAGCAUAACGGACCAGCAGGGGUUCGAACAUGGUCCGAGUCCUGGAGGUCAACGAGAAGUCAAAAUCCUCUGGACAGACCAGGGACAAGAGCAACUAGCCAGCCGGUGUGUCAACAAACAUAUCCACGAUCCUUGGCGGACUGGGAACAAUCGUGGAAGUCAACAACUCCUCUGCGUCCUCAUGAUAGACCCUCCGUGACGGCAUGGGCUGGUUCUUGGAGGUUCUCAAGCUGGGAGAAUGUCCAAAAUGAGCAUGCGUGGUUUGACAAAUCAAUGGAAAUCAAAGGCAGUGAGAAACCUUCUGCAUUUAGAAGAUCAUUUGAUUCUCACAUAUUCAAAGAACGAUAUCCCACAAGCGAGUGGAAUGACUCCUGCAGGGUUAAGAAGAGGUUUGAUGGUCCUGGACUUGCUCAGCUAAUGAAAAACGAAGAGCUAGACUGGGAUAAUUCUUGGAUGUUGUCCAGCACAGAGUUUUAUCGAAAAUGCGGUGAAUGCUAUUUGAAUUCUCAGCUGGCGACUGAUGUCAAGAGCCGAUCGGUGCAGAUCGAGAGAAGGUCAGAGUGGGGUCGAUCGUGGAAGAUGUCAAACCCACAACCACCAAAGAACAUCGCCUCGUGGAUUGAUGCAAAGCCGAGAUCAUUCAAUGCACAAGACUCGAUUCUUUGGUAUAAACACAAAGGCAUCUAUUAUUUAUCUUCGCUCAAAGACUUGAAGCUGAAAAUCUGGAGCAAGUCCUGGAGGUUCAUGAAGAUCGACCUUGACUCGAAGCACGGGAAGGAUGAGAAUGAAUCUGUGAUAAUGACAAAGGCUAUAAAGAUAAGAAAAGAAAUGUACUCGCAUAUAGAUCAGCAGAAACCACAAACGAAGAGGUGGAGUGAUGCGUGUAAACUAGCAAAGACGCAACCACGAGCAAAGCGUAACGUUCAAUCCGGCGAGCCGGAAGAUGAAGAAAUGUUGGCAGAAUGGACGGAAUCUUGGAAGUUCUCGAAUAAUUUAAAAACUCGAGAGCCUGCAACGGUUUCUCUGAGCAAAUGGAAAAAGUCUUGGAAGUUUCUCCUCGAUCCGAAUGUAGCAAUCAAAGGUCCCAAAACUAGCAAGAAUCGUUGAGGUCAGGUUUCAAGAGCACGUCUUUCAUUUAAAAUAAAUGACAAAUGAUGUUUUGAAAACUUCGACAGAUUCACCCCCAGAAUAAAGUUGUGUGUCCUGUGCAGAUAA
This is a messenger RNA of Puntigrus tetrazona (Sumatra barb), 2973 nucleotides long. RefSeq lists its product as uncharacterized. The coding region runs from base 277 to 2865 and encodes 862 amino acids. Lineage: Eukaryota; Metazoa; Chordata; Actinopteri; Cypriniformes; Cyprinidae. The record is from RefSeq and is a predicted model, not a curated record. The transcript is spliced from 3 exons.